Molecule: messenger RNA, 864 nt
Organism: Grus americana (Whooping crane)
Lineage: Eukaryota; Metazoa; Chordata; Aves; Gruiformes; Gruidae
Product: ly6/PLAUR domain-containing protein 1-like
Exons: 4
Coding region: 309-722 (137 amino acids)
Source: RefSeq, a predicted model, not a curated record
UCCGCGCAGGGUUUAGCCGUCUUUCUGGCUAUCCUGAAGGUUUAAGUGGGAACACGAGUGUACCGCGGGAUUUGCUAAUCAAAUUUUUCUCAGUCGGGGAGGAAGGCUGCUUGAUACCGCGGUCCCGGUGCCCCCGGGCCGAUAAAUCUCUGAGAUGCACCAGAGCUGAUGACAAGGGUUUUGCAGGUGAAAAUCAAGCGGCGUGCACGGCGGGGGGAAGGAGCCGGGAGGAGAGGACGUCUCUGCCUGCUCCCCAGACACCGGUGUUCAUCCUCCGAGCCACGGGCAGGCUCUGGGAGCUGACCCCCAUGCUCUCAGGACACAUGCCUGGAGGUGCCCAUGGGAUCCUCUCGCUGAUGACCGUGGUGUUCGUCCUCCCAGAGGCAUCCGGACUCCAGUGUUAUGGCUGCAACAUCAUCGUUGGCACAAAAAACGUGGACAUGGGGUGCUCUAACCCAGAGGUGAUCACCUGCUCCCACUCCCACCAGGGCUUCAAACACCGGUUCUGCAUUAAGACAGAGAGCGUGGUCCUGGGCAUCCUGCUGACCAGCGGCUGUGCCACCUCCCGUCACUGCCAGCAGCAGGAGCUGCCGGGGGUCCGCAUCCACUGCUGCGACACAGAUCUCUGCAACGGCUCCCCCAGAGCCCCCCGGCCGCCCCCCGGCCUCGCUGGUGCCUGCCUCCUGCUGCCCUGCGUCCUUGCUGCCCUGCUCCUCUCCUGAACCCCCGGGGCUGGGGCGGCCGUGGGACCCUCGGGAGCGGGGCAGGAGCGGGGAUGUCCCUGUCCCUGCUCUUAAAGGUGCGGGGGAAGCCCCCCCUCUCCCCUCUCCUCAAUAAAAAGUGCCGAAUGCUUUGCCCUCGAAA